Molecule: messenger RNA, 1401 nt
Organism: Symbiodinium necroappetens
Lineage: Eukaryota; Dinophyceae; Suessiales; Symbiodiniaceae
Source: the annotation of a GenBank genome assembly
AUGGCCGCUGCGAAGACGCCGAAAAAGAAGGCCAAGCCAAAACCGAAGGCGAAAGCAAAAGCAGCUGAUGAAAAGUCCGGUGGCAGCUCUGGUGCUGGAAAGGCAAAAGCAGGUAUCGAGAAGGCAACACCAACAAAGAAGUCUGCUCCCUCCAAGCGCUUCGCCGAAAGCGAGGAUUCAGAAGAAGAUCGCAAGCGGUUGCGGUUUGAUCCGCUGGCGGAAGAGUACGGUGUGAGUAACCCGAGCGAGAUUCUACGCCUGCAGGCCAUCCGAUUUGCAAGGAACCGACGGGGAGAGCACAUGCCCGGCCAUGGUAAAGUUGAAGCAGAGACGUUAUCCACGAAGACCCCGCAAAAAAUGCGCCGCCAGCUGAGCUCCGACUCGGAUGUGACGGAGCCGGAGAUCGAACAGGUGCAGAAACAGAGCGAGAGGAAGAUGCAUCCGGAAGGAAAGAAGCCGACCGAGGAGCCCCAAUGCGACGAGAAGAUGCCAGCUGCAAAGGAAAAGCCAGGAGCAGCUGCGAAGAAGGCCGCGACCAAGGCAGCACAGCGGGCGGACAGAGACGAGGAAGAUGAUGAUGUACCACCACGUGUGCAAGCAAGCAAAGUCAGGGGCACCGCGCAGGUGCCCCACGCCAAGGCCAAGCUGACGCUGGAGGAGUGCGAGUCCGAGGACGACGAUGAGGAGCCGGCACCGGACAGUGGCAAGAAAGUGAUAGCUGCAAAGGACAAGCCAGGAACGGCUGCAAUGAAGGUCGCAGCCAAGGCAGCACAGGAGUCGGACGAAGACGAGGAGGAAGAUGAUGAACCACCACCUCCUAAAGCGAGCCAGUUCAAGGGCACUGCGCAGGUGCCCCUUGGCAAGGCCAAGCCGGCGCAAGAAGAGUCCGAGUCCGAGGACGAUGAGGAGCCGGACGGCGCCGAGAAAAUGCCUGCUGCAAAGGACAAGCCGGGAACAGCUGCGACGAAGGCCGCAGCCAAGGCAGCACAGGAGUCGGACGAAGACGAGGAGGAAGAUGAUGAACCACCACCUCGUCAAGCGAGCCAAUGCAAGGGCACUGCGCAGGUGCCCCUUGGCAAGGCCAAGCCGGCGCAAGAGGAGUCCGAGUCCGAGGACGAUGAGGAGCCGGACGGCGACAAGAAAAUGCUUGCUGCAAGGGACAAGCCGGGAACAGCUGCGACGAAGGCCGCAGCCAAGGCAGCACAGGAGUCGGACGAAGACGAGGAGGAAGAUGAUGAGCCACCACCUCCUAAAGCGAGCCAAUUCAAGGGCACUGCGCAGGUGCCCCUUGGCAAGGCCAAGCCGGCGCAGGAGGAGUCCGAGUCCGAGGACGAUGAGGAGCCGGACGGCGACAAGAAAAUGCCUGCUGCAAAGGACAAGCCGGGAACAGCUGCGCCGAAG